AUGGAGAGGAAGCAAUCGGUCUUACAGAAGGACAGAAAGCUUGUGUCGUACUUCUUUGACAGCUCUAGCCGGAUAGAAACGACCCGCGGUAGCUGUCACGACAUUGACUUGGUUACUAAAAGGCACCUGUAUGUUGCAGUGGUGAAAUCUGUCUGGUCAAAGGGAAAGAUUAUGGACAAAUAUCCAAUCACCCAAUUUGAGAAUGCUGAGUACUUUUUCAUUCUUGAGCUCCGUGUCGUCGCGUCGCAGUUCAAUGCUGCCCCCACUAUGGCGAAGCUCUUUACUAGGUUGUAUUGCAUUGACCCAGGACAGUCUUCAGUGGCUUGCGACAGCUUCAUUAGACUUGAAAGUGAAAUUGGCAAAGCUUUCCUCAGCGAGGGCUCGGGCGUCUGUUGCAAUACAUCCCUCCCACAUUCCUUACUCGAGAUCAAACCUGCGAAGCCCUUCAUGAUGUCGACCCCCAUGCGCCAUGGGCUUUCCCAGCAGGGGAGAACGCCCUCGCAACUCGCAGGCGCCGCACCAACUCCCCCCGUGUCGACGCCAUUCUCUAAUUCGCAAACCCAAGCGGCCUUCUCGCCUCCUCAAGGCUCCCGUACGUCGCCACAGCAAGUUAAGAAGUCGCCUGCGACGUCAGCUACGCUCAAGGGUAUGCCGGACAGCUCGACAGCCGUCAACUUCGACAGUCCGUCCGGGACGGCAGCGUUAGGUGCACUCGGGAUCCAUGGGAUGGAUCUGAAUCUGGAUGCAAUUAGCAUGGGCGCAUUGGGACUCGGCAGGGCUGAUGAAGAUGAUCGUAAAAAAAGAAUGGAUGCCCUGGUGCACAUGUUGAAGGCUGCGGGAAAGGGCAGGGUCAGCAAUGAAGGUCUCGAGAGGCUUGCUCGGAGUAUUGGUCUCGAGUCUCUUUGGGAGGACAACCCAGCCGGCGGCCCGCUCUCCAAAACGCUCGUCCUUGCUGGGACUGGAUUGGCACUCGAGAUCGUCAUCACGAAUCACGUCGUUCAAAACGUUUCUUUAACCCUACCUGAGUCGACGAUAAGCAUCCAACACCAUACAGGAAAGGCUGCAGACAUGCUGCUAAGGGGUCUCAAGCUCGGCCCGAACCAAAGUCCCCUAACGAAGACGCUUGAGCAAUUCCAGCCGAAUCUUGAACGCCUAGCUACAUUAGAUAAGCUGAGUGUUCUCCCUGCGCUUAACUGCUGUGACGCAGUCGCGGGCAUAUACGAAAGUUUGCUGAAACUGCAUAAUUGGGAUAUGCAAAAGCUGCGCGAGGAUCCUGCCAUGCGAGGGAAGACGGAUGAAGCUCUCAAGAUCGCUGCUCUGUGUACUCAACAUGGAUACCCACAGAUGCAUGCUCGAGACCGGAUUGGAUUGAGCUUCGACUAUUGGAAAGAACGGAGAAGGAUCCCUUCUACCACCGUCGACAAAGAGGAUAUCAAGACCUGGAGCAUGCUUGUGGACUGUGCACCCAAAGAAGAUCUUGUGUACUUCCCCAUACGAGUAUCAGACAGCUGGAUCUCGGACGCUGUGGAGAAAACAAAUUUGAACAACGACGAGAUCCUUGCAGCGAAUGGACCUGUCCUAGACUGGCAAGAGCCCGGUAGCACCUUUUUGCAUAGCGAUGAAGCUAAGGUCGACACAAGCAUGCAGGCCGAUCCGUCUCUUACGCCGGGCCCAAAGCUACCCGACGUCAUCUUCAUGGCCACAUUUGACCCGCCAGUUACGGUGACUUUUCCGGUAGCUCAGCAAAUCUACAGUCUAUCCGGAGCACCUGCGCCAGAACACCCCGCUAUGGCGACGUUCGAUGCCCUGAUAUUCCCGAUUACGCCGGGAAGUAUUUACGAUCCGAGUGAGCCUCGCUCCAUAACGCGUCUACAGCCCGUAUCGACUUUCCCAGGGAAGACCGAGAAGGAUAUAAGGGUGCACAAGAACACGCUAUUUAUUUACAAGGGAGUUUACGGACAGAUGUUGACCAAAGUGCCUUUCCACCACCCCCGACAGCUAGUCGAAAUGCUACCGUCGCUACGGCAGUACGCGUUCUUAUCCACGCUACUGGCCAAGAGCUUCAAGCCGAAGCCCGGCUUUGUCGAAAUCGCCGACGAAAAGCCGAAAGCAAACUCCGAGACGACGGCAAUUGACGACUUUAAGAGUUUUGCAUCGCAGUCCACAGGCGAGUCUGGGGAGGUGCACAGAGGCGCGAAUGGUACUACCACUCAACCGCCGUCUCCUCCAGCUCUAGAGGUAGAUAUCACCCUAGCAGCACACCCCGUGCCGCGCCUACAGGUCGUCUUCCCCUUUAGAUCCCGAACAGCAAACAUCAUGCUCGAGAUCCAUCUGGGCGGCAAGGUCCAUAUUGUCUCGGAUAACGUCUUCGACUCGGGGGGCAGCGACGAGCAGGUGGGGGGGAUGGAUUCGGCAGGUGGCAGCAAGGUUAAGGGAAAAUGGUAUAGCCCAGCCCAGUGGGCGAGUAUGCUCGAACUUACGGAGGAUUUAGGCGUAUGGUGCGAGUACAUCAAGCAUAAAUUGGAAUAA
Molecule: messenger RNA, 2529 nt
Organism: Pseudomassariella vexata
Lineage: Eukaryota; Fungi; Ascomycota; Sordariomycetes; Amphisphaeriales; Pseudomassariaceae
Product: mediator of RNA polymerase II transcription subunit 1-domain-containing protein
Exons: 4
Coding region: 1-2529 (842 amino acids)
Biological process (GO): regulation of transcription by RNA polymerase II
Cellular component (GO): mediator complex
Molecular function (GO): transcription coregulator activity
Source: RefSeq, a predicted model, not a curated record